Messenger RNA from Notechis scutatus (mainland tiger snake), 1218 nucleotides. The record is from RefSeq and is a predicted model, not a curated record. NCBI's taxonomy places the organism in Eukaryota, Metazoa, Chordata, Lepidosauria, Squamata, Elapidae.
GCUGCUAAACAGAUCAAAGACAGUGUGACGAUGGCUCCGGCUUUCCGCCUCUCUCUCAAGGCUAAAGUAACCGACAACAUGAGCCAUUUAAUGGUGGAUUUUGCCCAGGAACGCCAAAUGCUACACUCUCUCAAAUUCCUGCCAGUUCCCAGCGCGCCCGAGAUAGACGUGGCUGAAUCGUUGGUGGCUGACAACUGCGUAACGCUCGUUUGGAAAAUGCCGGAAGAAGAUAGCAAGAUUGACCAUUACGUGAUGGAAUAUCGCAAGACCAACUUCGAAGGGCCUCCUCGGGUCAAGGAAGACCAUCCCUGGAUGGUUAUUGAAGGGAUCAAACAAACUGAGUAUACGUUGUCUGGGCUUAAAUUUGAUAUGAAGUACAUGAAUUUUCGGGUCAAAGCUUGCAACAAAGCUGUUGCAGGAGAGUUUUCGGAGUCAGUCACUUUGGAAACAAGAGCCUUCAUGUACCGCCUGGAUGGCAGCACCAGCCACCUGAAUCUCAAGGUGGAAGACCUGAGUGUGGAAUGGGACGCCAUGGGCGGGAAGGUGCAAGACAUGAAAGCGCGAGAAAAGGACGGGAAGGGCCGAACCGCCUCCCCGGUUAAUUCUCCAGCCAGGUGCGUCCAGUCUCCAAAAAGGAUGCCAACAGGCCGCGGAGGGAGAGACCGAUUCACCGCCGAAUCCUACACGGUGUUAGGUGACACCUUGAUUGACAGUGGUGACCACUACUGGGAGGUACGCUACGAUCGGGACAGCAAGGCCUUUGCGGUGGGCGUGGCUUAUCGGACUUUGGGCAAGUUUGACCAGCUGGGCAAAACUUCUUCUUCUUGGUGCCUUCAUCUUAACAACUGGCUACAGGUCAGCUUCACAGCCAAACACAACAACAAAGCCAAAAUCUUGGACAUCCCAGUUCCGGAUAUUCUAGGCGUCUAUUGCAAUUUCCACGAAGGAUUUCUCUCCUUCUACAACGCCAAAACCAAACAGUUGCUGCACACGUUUCGGGCCAAAUUUACCCAACCGGUUCUCCCGGCCUUUAUGGUGUGGUGUGGCAGCUUCCACGUCUACUCUGGUUUGCAAGUUCCCAGCGCCGUCAAAUGCCUUCAGAGGCGCAACAGCGCAACAAGCAGUUCCACCACCAGUCUCACUUAAUGACGCCCAUCACAUUCCUCCUCUCCAAGACGGAGAGACGGUCCAUUCACGGUCACAGACCCCACUGUAUUU